AUGGACAGCAAUGUCCGGCAAGCCUCUCUUCCUCCUCCCCCAAACAGCAAUGCUGUUUCUUCUGUCCCGCGAGAUUACGCAGGGCAAGCUUCUCUUCUUCCUCCUCCCCCAAACAGCAAUGCUGUUUCUUCUGUCCCGCGAAAUAACGCAGGGCAAGACCAAAAUCCCCUCUCCACCAACAACACUGCUGACACUCCUAUCCAGGGAGACGACGCUGGCGAUGAUCAAAUCGGUGCUGACGAAGAUUUGGUCUUUGAUCUUACACAACGACUAGGAGUGUUUCAAACGCAGUUGAUAAUUGCUGAGCUCAAAAUACGGAAACUCCAAGAGAAUGAAACCAAAGGUCGCAAAGACAACGAUAGUCUUAGACUUAAACUGCGCGAGGUCACGGACGAGUUACAAUCACUUCGUGACUUGACAGAGCAAGACCAUGCUAAGAAGAGUCAUACAGCAGAAUCCGCCGACUCGGUGGAUGAGAUUGCUAGUUUGACGCAAGGGUUUGCUAGAUUGACGCCUGGAUCGAGGCAGGAGACCACGGAUUUACGGCAAACGCACUCUGGACUUCGAGUGUGGAUGGAAGCGGCUAUGGCUUUGUUCAACCAGCGCGGGAUCAGAGCAAGGUUGCCCGACGAGUAUUACAAGAUAUGCCCUCCAUCAAACCCAGCUCAGAUUAUAGGAGGUGCAGAUUUUUCUGCGGACGAGGAUUUCGAGGAUGAGAUGGGGAAGGCCAUAAAGAAAUCGCGAGAGUCCCAAUUCCUCCCGCAACAAGAGGGAGAGGGUUUUCUAGCUCCAUCCGAUACUCUCUUGCACGCGGAGGAUGUCGACGAGGGCUUCGAAGCGGAAGGUGAUACGCGCAAAAACAAACAAAAGCUGUCAGCCUUCCAGCCUUUAGAUAACGACCCAGACCCAUCAGAUACGCCUAAGGAGCCAACACUGAAUGAAAAUUUACCGCCAUAUUCGGCGGAAGGGUCAGGGGUCCAACCAACAACCGCUCCUGGGACUUAUGGACUGUUCAUCCAGAGGUUCGGCGACCGUAUACCCCAGCCUGUAGGUCCGUCCGAAGGUAAUGGUGAUGCUCUAGCGAGACUGUCGCUAACUGGGUUCCCCUCCAUUGCAAUCGCCCCAGUGUCAUCGGCACAGCCAGAUCUCCAGCUUGGUGGCAUUGGAUUUGCGGACGCCUUGAGAGCACCACCACCCGAGCCGGAGGAACCGAACACGACGACAAAGCCGAAGCUCUUCAGCCUUACCGAAGCAAACCGUCGGUUAGAUGCACUUGUUGCAGACGAGAAGCGGAUACAGGACGAGGAGGAGGCACAGAAGGCGAUGCAAGAACAGGGAGCUCAAGCCCAAGAAGCUCCUAAAGUGGUUGCAACAAAUUUCGUAUCAACUCAUAGUCUGAAGCGCAAGUAUCGAGGCGACAGCCCCGAAGGAAGAUUCUCGGUCAAGGCUCCGAAGCCCGCCUAA
Molecule: messenger RNA, 1464 nt
Organism: Bacidia gigantensis
Lineage: Eukaryota; Fungi; Ascomycota; Lecanoromycetes; Lecanorales; Ramalinaceae
Exons: 2
Coding region: 1-1464 (487 amino acids)
Source: RefSeq, a predicted model, not a curated record